This is a messenger RNA of Ictidomys tridecemlineatus (thirteen-lined ground squirrel), 1932 nucleotides long. Lineage: Eukaryota; Metazoa; Chordata; Mammalia; Rodentia; Sciuridae. The record is from RefSeq and is a predicted model, not a curated record.
GCCCAGGGCUCUCUGUCCCUUCCUCCCCCUGGUGUCCUCUGCACCUUCCCGUGGAGUCGGCCUGUCCGGCUUGCCCCUGCCUACUGCGCCGGCGACUGGGGGACUGGUCAUGUUCAUCCUGGGGAGCCGGGGCAGGUGCCCAGUCCUGGAGGCCGAGCGAGGGUCCUCACUUUCCGUGGAGAGCCUCUGAAGGCCAGUGUCUUCCCCUUCGGGUCCCACUCUUGGGGACUCAGUCAGUACGCAGGUCCUUCUCAGCAGAGGAAGGCCCCUGACCAGGGAGGGCCGCCGUCUCUGCUCCCUGGUCUGAAUUGAGCGCUGGGUCCCCUCGGCCCUGGCCUUGCGCUGACCUGCGCUCUGCGUUUCAGGCCCCAGGUCCCGGCUAUGGCCGCGGCUACCAUCGUGCACGACACGUCUGAGGCCGUGGAGCUGUGCCCCUCCUACGGCCUGUACCUCAAGCCCAUCACCAAGAUGACCAUCAGCGUGGCUCUGCCGCAGCUCAAGCAGCCGGGCAAGUCCAUCUCCAACUGGGAGGUGAUGGAGCGGCUCAAGGGCAUGGUGCAGCACCACCAGUUCUCGACGCUGCGCAUCUCCAAGAGCACCAUGGACUUCAUCCGCUUCGAGGGCGAGGUGGAGAACCGCAGCCUGGUGCGGUCCUUCCUGGCCUGCCUGGACGGCAAGACCAUCAAGCUCAGCGGCUUCUCCGACAUCCUCAAGGUGCGCGCCGCCGAGUUCAAGAUCGACUUCCCCACGCGCCACGACUGGGACUCCUUCUUCCGCGACGCCAAGGACAUGAACGAGACGCUGCCCGGCGAGCGGCCGGACACCAUCCACCUGGAGGGGCUGCCCUGCAAGUGGUUCGCGCAGAAGGAGUCGGGCUCGGAGAAGCCCAGCGAGGAGGUGCUGGUGAAGGUGUUCGAGAAGUUCGGGGAGAUCCGCAACGUGGACAUCCCCAUGCUGGACCCCUACCGCGAGGAGAUGACCGGGCGCAACUUCCACACCUUCAGUUUCGGGGGCCACCUCAACUUCGAGGCCUACGUGCAGUACCGCGAGUACGUGGGCUUCAUCCAGGCCAUGAGCGCGCUGCGCGGCAUGAAGCUCAUGUUCAAGGGCGACGACGGCAAGGCCGUGGCCUGCAACAUCAAGGUCUCCUUCGACUCCACCAAGCACCUGAGCGACGCCUCCAUCAAGAAGCGGCAGCUGGAGCGGCAGAAGCUGCAGGAGCUGGAGCGGCAGCGCGAGGCGCAGAAGCGCCGCGAGAAGGAGGCGGAGGAGCGGCAGCGCGCCGAGGAGAGGAAGCAGAAGGCGCUGGAGGAGCUGGAGCGGGAGCGCAAGCGGGAAGAGAAGCUGCGCAAGCGCGAGCAGAAGCAGCGGGAGCGCGAGUCGCGGCGCAGCCAGAAGAAGCUGGAGAAGCUGCAGGCGGAGGAGCAGCGGCAGCUGCAGGAGAAGAUCCGCCUGGAGGAGCGCAAGCUGCUGCUGGCGCAGCGCAACCUGCAGUCGCUCCGCCUGGUCGCCGAGCUGCUGAGCAGGGCCAAGGUACCGGCUGUGCCCGUGGAGGGACCGUCCACCGCGGACGCCCUAGAGGAAACGCCCCGCGCCGCGGAACGCAGGGUGCAAGGAGGACAGCGGCGCCCACUGCUGUGGGUUUCCCUGCCCUUCCCUGGCUCCGGGCUGGCCAUCGUGAGGAGCUGCCCAGUCUUGGUGGCAGGCCCAGGGCGUCCCUUCUCGGGGCCUCCCGGGGCGAGCUUGGUGGACACUGCCCUUCCCCCUGCACCCCGUCCUGGGUCCUCGGCUGACCGGGCAGGCAGGGUCGCUCUCGUCCCCCCUGCGCUUCCUGCUGGCCUGGCGUCCGCAGAGACCGCCGGCUCCGCGCGCCUCAGCCGUGUCCUGGGGCGGCAGAGGCCAGGAGUGUUCGCGGGCCCCGGGGGACAGUGA